This is a messenger RNA of Durio zibethinus, 1526 nucleotides long. It is a transcript of the gene NUDX23, whose product is annotated as nudix hydrolase homolog 23. Lineage: Eukaryota; Viridiplantae; Streptophyta; Magnoliopsida; Malvales; Malvaceae. Gene Ontology annotation, molecular function: hydrolase activity. The record is from RefSeq and is a predicted model, not a curated record.
UUUAUGAAACAAAGAAAGCACUCAGACAGAAACUUAUUCGUCUAAGCGUUUAACACCCAAGUAAAAAGGUGUCCGAGUUGAAUCGGAGGAUGAAAUCAUUGACAUCAUGGGCACCAAACGCAGCGUUUUACGUUCAUCGUAAUCCGUAUCAGCAUCAACAUCUGAAACCCAAAAUAUCCCAUUUCUUAUAAGUCUUCUCUGUUUCUUCUUUUUCUACCUCCAUCCUUAGUUUUCUUUUUCAUUGUUUAACUUCCUAAUGCUAAGAGCUAUACAAAUUCUUGGUUGUUCAUCUGGGUUUAUCUCUCAAAGACUAAAAAAGCCUCAUUCUGGUAAUGGGUUUUCUUUAAUCCAUUCAAAAAGAAGCUACAGUUCAACUUCUUUGUCUCUGCGUCCUUUUUGGGCUCCGAAAUCUCGUUCUUUUAGAGUGAUUCGAAUGCUUUCGACUCAGUCCGAGUCCAACUCCGAUGCCCCUUCUUCCUCUUCUUAUUCGGUUGCAGUUCAUUCAGCCGGCAAUGUUCAUAAGAUCAAGUUCUGUCAGUGGUGUGGUGGCCUGGCGAAGCAUGAAAUACCUGAUGGAGAAGAGAAGAUAAGAGCUAUUUGCACUAUUUGUGGAAAAAUUGCCUAUCAAAAUCCAAAAAUGGUUGUGGGUUGCCUCAUCGAGCAUGAUAGAAAGAUCCUACUUUGCAAGCGAAACAUUGAACCAUCUUAUGGUCUUUGGACUCUUCCUGCUGGUUACCUGGAAAUUGGGGAGUCAGCUACAGAAGGAGCAAUCAGGGAAACUUGGGAAGAAGCAGGUGCUGAAGUGGAAGUGGUUUCACCUUUUGCGCAACUGGACAUUCCUCUUAUUGGACAAACUUACAUAAUCUUCUUGGCAAAGCUGAAGAAGCCCCAGUUUUCACCAGGACCCGAAUCAUCUGAGUGCUGUCUCUUUGAAUUGGACAAUAUUCCUUUUGAUUCUUUGGCAUUUUCUUCAAUUUUCGUGACCUUGAAUUUGUACAUUGAAGAUGUUAAAUCCGGAAAAAUAAAGUUUCACUAUGGUAUCAUUAACAAAAGGCUUGGGACAGGCCCGUCUGAUAUUCGUGCCUUUACACUUGACUAUCAUUUGCAGGUCUGACAUGCGGUUGAUUGCUCUGCUGCUUCUUGUCCAGUGCAUAAUAGUCUGUAAGGGUAAUAUACUGAAUAGCUGGGAGUGAAAUCCUUGUACUUUUACUUUCCUGAGAGAAAUUUGCUUGUCUGGUGCUGUAACUUCCAUUGAUAUUUGAGGUUUUCAAGUAAAAACUCCUUAUAAUUUAUGCUGCUGACAAAAUAAUAUCCGGAUGGCAGGAUGAGCUGCCAAUCAUGUAGUUUCAUUUUUCUUCUAGAAUUUUUAUGGUUGUACGUAUUGUCAUUCGUCUUUUAUUGCUUCUAAUCCGGUGAAGUUUAUUGUGGUAAUUAGCCUCCAGAUUCUCUGAGCUAAAAAUUUUAUUGAAUUGAGUCUCUUUUGCACUGGUAAACUUAUUUUUGAACUAUGAUCGAAUUUUGAGUUA